Messenger RNA from Cryphonectria parasitica EP155, 883 nucleotides. RefSeq lists its product as uncharacterized. The record is from RefSeq and is a predicted model, not a curated record. NCBI's taxonomy places the organism in Eukaryota, Fungi, Ascomycota, Sordariomycetes, Diaporthales, Cryphonectriaceae. The transcript is spliced from 2 exons. Bases 1 to 843 code for a protein of 280 amino acids.
AUGGCAGCAAAGCUAAUUUCAGAUCGGAGCGAAAGCAUCUCGAAUUUCGUAUCGCGUCUACUCAGACCUUCGAUGACGGAGAUAGAUGAUGGUGAAAGCCUGGCAUCUUUUGAGACUGCAGAUGAGGUUGUGUUUAUCGGUUACUUUGACCCCAAGGACGAGGUUGCCAGGCAAGGUUUCGCAGCCGUAGCGGACAAGUACCGCAACGACUUCACGUUUGGCCUCGUCACCAGCGAUGCACUCAUUGCGGCACAAAAGCUGGAACCACCUGUUGUGGUAUGCCAUGUUGUCCAGGAUGGAGAGUCGAGAACCUGGAACUCCUUCUCUGAUCCUGAUGACCUGGACAGGUUCGUAAGGGAAGCGUCAAGGCCGGCCAUAGGAGAGCUCAUGCCACAUAAUCGGCAACUGUUGAUCGAUCGCGGCUGGCCCAUGGUAUACAUCUUCGGCGCGACCGAGGCCGACCGCGCAGAACUUCGCAGCUCGUUGCGCAAGUUCGCCAAGUCGCAGUACGAAUCCCUGACAUGUGUCACGGUCGACCCCCUUGAGUUCCCCCAUCUUCAGGCAGAGAUGGGUCUCGAGCCUGGAGUCUUCCCCUCGGGCGCGGUUCACCAGCUCUCAAAAGAUAGGAUCUACCCGUACCCGCGCGGUCAGCCGUUGGACACGCGAUCGCUUCAGAAAUGGGGCCUGGAUGUGUGGCAGGGCCGGAUCCAACCUUGGACGCCUCCUGGUGCAACCACUGUCCAUGAAGAACGCGCAGGCCCGACCAAAAGCGUCAAGAGAAAACUGUCGGUUGCGAAUAUUCCUGGCGUUAAUAUUCGGGUGGGUGGACGAGAUGAGCUGUAGAUAUCACUGGGUUCCAAGUAUCUAGUUCCGUUGGACGUGG